CGUCGUCUCUUUCCUCCGUCGGCUGUCCCGCAGCCCGAUGCCGCCGGCGGCGGCGGCGGCGGUGGCUGCCGCCCGUCCGAGAGCGCCGCGCCUCUACCUGAAGACCCACGGGACCAGGGUCGCGAGGCUGCACCUGCUCGACUGGGUCGUGCUGGCCCUCCUCGUCGCCCUCGACGGCGCGCUCAACGCCAUCGAGCCCUUCCACCGGUUCGUCUCCGGUACCCGCUCAAGGACACCGUGCCCGUCUGGGCCAUGCCGGUGCGUCGCCUGCGCGCGUGAAUCGACGACGACGAGGUGCUCGCCGUCAUCGCGCCGGUGGCCAUCGUUGCCGGGAUAUACGUGAGGAGGAGAGGUAGUCCAGUGCGGUGCUUUUGAUAGUGGAAGUGAUCUCGAUAAAAUCCCAGUGGUAGUGAUCUCGAUAAACUAGAAGUAAGCACUUUAUUCUUCUUUUUAAGAGUAUAAAGAAGACUAAAGUGCUUACUUCUACCUGUCCAGUACAGUGAUAGUUCACCAUUAACCCAAGUCAAAUAUUAGCACUAUAGUAUUCUUAUGAAGUAAAUGGUGGUAGCAUCUAUUAAAUGGUUUAGUAAUCGUUUAAAAUCUGGUACCCUGAUAAUUUCUAUUACAUCUUUUUACUGUAGUUUCAGCAUAUAUGUAUGUCUGCAUUUGUGACGACUUGAUUUUCUUGGCAUUCAAGUAUCCAGCUGGUAUUAAGAAGGUGAACUGCUGUAGUUGACAGAGAGAGAAAUGUGUUUUUUUAGUACCAAGAACUCGUUCUAGGAUGGUCUCUUUAUAUGCUCAUGGUCAUGGACAACAUACUGGUUCCCUGUUCUUUUCAGCACAGUAUUCUGUUGCAAGAUACAGUGCUAUUCCUCGUAGAAACCAUAAUGCAUUCUUUGUACUAAUGCAAGAUGUAACAGUAAUAAUAAAUACAUGACACUUUAUGUCUGAAAGAAAAUUCAAUCAUAAAGGAAUCAGUUGGGUAUGGAGUCAAUUUGAAAUUAUCACUAUUAGUGAAUGCAAAAUAUGUGCAAAUCAAUGUAAAAUUUUUUUGCUCUUAUGCUAUAACUUGCAUCAUGUAAAUAAACAUGACAAAGUGGACAUGGCAAGAUCCAUUAUCCAUUUCUUUUAAAUCGAAUUUCAAAUUGUUUACUUUGCAGCAUGGCUAGCAUUUCUUAUGUGAUCUAUAGAAUUGUGAAUAUGUUCAUGCUUUUCGGUGUCAAGUGGUGAUGGGAAAACACUUAAAUUAUUGUGUGUCAAAUGAGAGGUUUUUAGAUGAAUAAAGUUUUAUGCUAGCCAAAUAAAUCGUGUCUAGGUUCCCACCAUACAUUUAGAUAAAAGAAAAGCUAUAAGAUUUAAUAUGCAGGAUGGUUGGUACAUUCCCGAGAUCGUUUUGUACACUAUGUAAUGCUUAACAGUUGAGACCGAUUUGGAGUUUGGAACACAUCUAUUAGUUGAUAGCUAUUUUUUCCAUGAACAUUAGUUGGGCAGUAUUUAUUCUAAUAUAUUCUAGGGUAUGAAAAUGUAAAUGAAGAGUUUUAUGGUGCUGGAGUUUGGAGUUUGGAGCUGUAUGAUGUAUUUGAGAGAUGAAAUGAUAAAAUUGUUGCUUUUUA
Molecule: messenger RNA, 1613 nt
Organism: Panicum hallii
Lineage: Eukaryota; Viridiplantae; Streptophyta; Magnoliopsida; Poales; Poaceae
Exons: 2
Coding region: 38-343 (101 amino acids)
Source: RefSeq, a predicted model, not a curated record